Messenger RNA from Plasmodium reichenowi, 450 nucleotides. RefSeq names its product ubiquitin-40S ribosomal protein S27a, putative. The record is from RefSeq and is a predicted model, not a curated record. Lineage: Eukaryota; Apicomplexa; Aconoidasida; Haemosporida; Plasmodiidae. Gene Ontology annotation, cellular component: ribosome. Gene Ontology annotation, biological process: translation. The coding region runs from base 1 to 450 and encodes 149 amino acids. The transcript has 3 exons. Gene Ontology annotation, molecular function: structural constituent of ribosome; protein binding.
AUGAAAAUUCUUAUUAAUAUUCCUUAUGAUGAGUCCUUAUGUUUGGAGUCAUCAAAUAUAAAUAACAUAAAAAAUGUAAAAGAACAAAUUUUUGAAUUAAAAGGUAUUCCAUAUGAGCUUCAGAAAUUAUAUAAAAAUGGUCGUCAUUUGGAGGAUGAAGAAUUACUUGAAAUAGAUGAAUCUGAUUAUGAAUACACUUUAAAUUUAAAUUUCGGUUUACUUGGUGGUGCUAAAAAAAAGAAAAAAAAAGUUUACAAGAAACCAAAAAAAGAAAAACAUAAGAAAAAAAAAGUAAAAUUAGCUGUUUUAAAAUUUUAUAAAGUUGGAGAUGAUGGAAAAGUAUUUAGAUUAAAAAGACAAUGUGAUAAUUGUGCUCCAGGAACUUUGAUGGCUUCUCAUUUUGAUAGAGAUUAUUGUGGAAGAUGCCAUCUUACCAUAAUGAAAAAAUAA